Molecule: messenger RNA, 1635 nt
Organism: Cutaneotrichosporon cavernicola
Lineage: Eukaryota; Fungi; Basidiomycota; Tremellomycetes; Trichosporonales; Trichosporonaceae
Exons: 6
Coding region: 1-1635 (544 amino acids)
Biological process (GO): regulation of DNA-templated transcription
Molecular function (GO): DNA-binding transcription factor activity
Source: RefSeq, a predicted model, not a curated record
AUGCCACACAGCGGCUCGAGCCGUGCUGGUUCCCCAGCGCCUGACGACGAACCAUCCAACAAGUCGAGCGCGACGCAGAUCCGGAAGGCCCAGAACAGGAUUGCACAGCGCGAGUUCAGGCUCAGGAAGCAGCAAUAUAUCCGCGACCUUGAGGCCCGCGUCGAGAUCCUCUCGGGUGACAAGGACGAGCGCAUCGAACUCAUGCUUCUUCUCGUCCGCAACCUCCUGCACGAAAACAAGGAACUACGAAACAUGGUCAAGGACAUGUCGCAGUUCUUUGGCGAGGGCCUCGGAUCAUGUCUCCCUCGCCUAGGCCUCACGCCGCAGAUGCUCGACGCGAUCCUCAACCGCGCCGACACUGACACGGCGUACGAGGCGUUCGUCCAGCUCAAGGCGAGCAAGGAGCAGGGCGGCAAGAACGACCCGACGCCCUUCCUCUCCAAGAAGGCGGCGCGAGGGCCGAUGCCUCACUUCCCGCCGGACCCGUCCACUGCGCCCAAACGCAAGCGCCGCGGCAGGAAAGACGAUGACGACGAUGAUGACGACGACGACUAUCCCGUGUUCGACUUUACAGGUGCGGCUGAGGCGAAGAAGGCGAGGGGAGAAAGCUCUGCUACCGGCGCCAGCUGGAGCGGCGGUGCAGCCAUGUCACCACUGAACGGGCUGAGCGAGUUCUUCUCCAAGGGCGGCGAAUGGGACUUUCUCUUCCCCGACCCCACGAACAUGGGCGUCGCGACGCCAGGCCCAGGCCCCUCGACCAUGGCAGGACAUGAUGUGGUUGACACGGGAGGCUUCCCUGUUCGAAUGGGAGGUGGCGGGCCACCCCUGGGCGCGGGCUUGACACAGCGCAGUGCGACCAGCGGUAUCCGCACCGUCUCGACUGGUACGUCGCCAGCGCUAGCCGGCGAGCAACCGCCGCUGCCAAGCGCCUCCGGCACAGGCCGCGGCCCUGGGAGCACGCCGAGCUCUGGUAUCCACGACGUUCACAGCCCCAACACUGAUGUCGAGCAUCAGCGCUCCCUCCGCGCCGCAGUCGCACACCUCACCAACUCGGUGCCAGAAACCGCGUCAAGCCCUCGCAUCGUGACCAACCCGAACAACAUGACGCAGGCACAAGUGGAGGAGCGGCGGAGGUUACAGGAGCAGCUUCGGAAAAGCUUGGAGGGCGAUGAGGAGACGGAACGCAAGACCGAGGCGCUCCAGCUUAUCACGUACCACCUCAACAACUUCCGCAUCAACCACGAGUACAAGCUCCCGCCGUCGCUCAUGCCAACUACAGUGCAGCGGACAAUGCCACACGAGCACGCCAUCGACGGCAUCGUCUUCCCGAGCAUUCGCGACCGCAUGAUCCUGCUACGCGGCAAGUAUGAUCUCGUUGAAGCUUUCCAUGGGUACAUCACCGAGUUUACGCUGCACGGUGAUGACGCGCUGGAUCACCGCAACUGGGAGGCUUCGGAGCGGUGGUUGCAGGACUUUGGCGAACUCGCCGAUGAGGAAGUCUUCGCCAUCACCAACCGUUGGCGCGCACACCGCGGACGCCGACCAGUGCACCCCGCAUCGCCAGACGUCGACGCCAACACCGGCGGGCUGGGUACGGGUGCCAGUCUUGCUGCCGAGUUCCUCGCCAACCAGUAG